AUGCGGUUUAAACAGCACUUAUAGCAGGCAUGGAGAGCUCGUCAGUGUACAUGUGUUUCCCGUGCUACCGGGAGUUUCCUACACUUGAGGAAGUGCUGACACACCAGCUGACCUGCACUGCUGAGAACACACAACCGUUGCCUGUUGGUGCUGCCAUCGAAGCUGCUGCCAUAGAAGCUGCUGCCAUUGAAGCUGGCCUGCCACAGUUGGAAGCUCAGACAGUGUAUGUUCCUGAGGUUCAGACUGAGAGGAAACCUGUACCGUCCUCAGAUGUGCCACGCGUCCUCUACCAAUGCGCUGACUGUGAACUCUUAUUUGAUGCGCUCAUGCUAUGGCAGCAGCACCGAAAGCUCGGGUGUUGUAUGGAGACUGGACCUGAGGAUGUAGCUGCCACUUCAGUGCCACAACCCAUCGGUCAGGAGGUUACACCUGAGAGCGAGGUGAUCUAUAAUAUCCAGCCAAUUGAGUUGGAACAAAGUGAAACCAAAGACGAAGCAAGCUUGGAGACUUUUAGUCUGGCAAACACAGAAUUACCAGAGGCAAAAACGGAAGGUGACCCACAGCUGAGUUUGCUGAGUAGCGACGAUCCCCCUGAACCCACUGCAGAGCCCACGCCUCAGGAGGCCGAGAGCACAGAGCCUGUCCAGGAACCCAGCCCGCAAGUGAGACGGAGAAGCCAGAAGAAGGCUAAGCCGCCCUCCAGCCUGCUUUGCGUGGAGUGCGGGCGCUGCUUCAGCUUGGCGUCCGAGCUGGUAACUCAUCGCAAGACUGCGCACAACCUGAGAGAGGCCAUCCAUCGGUGCAACGUGUGUGGCGAGGGCUUCCUCAACACCACGCUCUUCCUCUACCAUCGCAAACAGCACCGCAGUCUAACGCAGGAAGAUGAGCCGAAAGAGGUGGAGGUGCCCCAGCUCUCCACCGCCUUGCUGGAGGCUCCAGGAGAGGGGCUACUCUUGCUUGCCACUGCCGGUGAGGGUCAGAGUCUGAUGGAGAUCACCACUCUGGAGCAGACAGCGCCCGAGGCUGUGCCCAUCUCUCAGGUAGAAGUUGAACUCGAUCAGGAGAUCCGAGGCGAGGUCAUCCAUUCGAGCGAAGAUGAACCGCUGCCUCAGGCAAUCGAAGGAGAACAACUAGAAGAGACAGAAUUCGAGGGGAUCGUCAACAUGGACGAAGAGGAAAUCGAAGGCCGAGCCGAGCCCAUGAACGAGGAAGUAGUCGAAGAGAAACAAGUAGAGAUGGAGACUAGUGAUGCGGACAUGGCAGAGACAGGCGAGGCCGCAUCGCCUGUGCUUUCCACUCCCCAGAACUUCCUGUGUAGUCAGUGUGGGUGCUCCUUCAACUCCGCUCAUGAGUUAGCAAAGCACCGCAGUAGCGAGCACGGCCUGGCGGAGGCGCUGCACAGUUGUGUAGAGUGUGGCCAGGAGUUCAUGAGCACCACUCAGUUUCUGUACCAUCGCAGAGAACAUCGCAAGGACGUACCGUCUCCUUCUGCAAGACUGAACUCCACUCUCACGUCUCUGGCCAAACACCCUGCUGCUUCCCCUGUCCUUCUGCUCCGUCGGCCAGAAACCUCGACCGAAACGCCGCUGCCCGACGCUACGCUCGAGGCCACAGCCAAGCUGAGCCGCGACUGGUCACGCACGCCGCUCCCUCACGAGUGCCCGCACUGCGGGCAGGGCUUCACGCGGCGCAGCCUCCUGCGCGAGCAUGUCUUCCAGCACACAGGCGAGAAGCUGUUCAACUGCAACCUGUGCAACAAGAGUUUCCCAACACCCGCCGGCCUGCUGCGCCACAGCCUGUGCCACGGUCCGCCACGCUCCUUCACCUGCCCCGUCUGCACCAAAACCUUCUCUCAGCCUGCCUCGCUCAAACGCCACAUGCUCACCCACGAGGACGGCACCGAGAGGAGAGGCCAGGGGCGCAGCAAAGGCAGAGGACGUCCUCCUGGAGACAUCCGUCUGCUCAGUUGCCCCGACUGUCCUGCCAGCUUCAAGCUGGACGCACAGCUGCAGAUGCACAGGCUGCUGCACACUAGUCACCCUUUCCCCUGCACCAUUUGCGGACAAGCUUUUAAGCGGCGGAAAGAGCUCGACCUGCACUCUCUCAUGCACCAAGAUAAGGAGCCUGUGGUGUGUGCUCAGUGUGGUUCUCAGUUCUUGAACCAGGCCGUAUUGGAUGUGCACAUGCAGCGCUGCACAGGAGUGCCGACUCAGCGGCGGCGUUAUAAAGGUCAUGGGCGUGGCCGAGUAGGUGGUCAGCUCGAGUGCGAUAUGUGCGGCCACCGCUGCGUGACGCAGGACGGUCUGGACCUGCACCGGCUUUCGCACACGGGCCAGACGCCGCUACGCUGCCCUCUUACACCCUGCAAGCGGUUCGCCUCCAGCUCGUCCCUGGCACAGCACGUGGUGGCGCACUGCCGCGCCCCCCUGUCCAAGAGGAACAGCCCGCGCCGAUUCACGUGCAAUUACUGCACCAAGGAGUUUUCCUACGCCUCCACCUUCGCCGUGCACAUGCGCACGCACACGGACGAGAGGCCGUUCGAGUGCACUCAUUGCGGGAAGCGUUUUCGGCAGCUCCCCCACCUGCAGGACCACGAGCGUAUCCAUAGCGGAGAGCGACCGUUCGUGUGCUGGGUCUGCGGGAAAAGCUUUAGCGUGGCGGCACGGUUAGCUGAGCACGCCCGGGUGCACAGUGGAGAGCGCCCGUUCACUUGCCCUCGUUGCCCCACCGCCUUCCGCUCACGCCCCAAUCUCCACAAACACCUCCGUCUGCACGGCGACGACCCCGACGUCCCAAUCAACGACGCCAACGCAGACCAGGAUUCGGCCAUACAGACCAUCCUGCUGGUCCAGGAAGCACACUCACCCACAUCUACACUGGCGACUACCUCCACCACAGUGCCCAUCAUCCAGGAGGGCACUCUGUUGCCUGAGCAGCAUGGCGCCUCGGUAGUGUUCCUCCAUAAUAACAUCGCAGUGCCUGCAGGCAGCAUGCCCACCAUAUCAGUGGUGGCCGGUCAGGAAGUCCCACACACCAUAGAGUUUAUUAUAGAGGAGACUGUGUAGAGCGAGAGAGACAGAGAGAGAGUUUAGUGAAGAAAAUUGAAUGGAAGGAAAGACAGAGAGAUUUGCCAGUUGUGAAAUGGCUUCAUAGAUGGCCACAGAGAUAACUUAAGGGUUAUCAAGACGAGAAAGAGAAGGAAAAAGAGAAUGAGCCCGAGGUUAAACCCUUACAGGAUAAAGCAUUUCUCUCUGUAUGUCUAAGAAAAUGUUAGAUGAUGCUUGGCUUUAAUAGCUGUUGCUUUUCAUUUCUUGCUUUCUUUUUUUUUUUUUUUUUUUGGACUAGCUGAACCAGAACCCAUCGACUAUGCCGAAUUAAUACGGAGGAAAAUUAAGCACGGCGUUUUAUGAGCUUUGUAUAUAUAUAUUUCCACCACUCUUUCCCCGUUUGAGUUUGUCGUUAUUACAUUUGGCAUGAAUUGCUCAUGAAGUUUAUAGUGUGUUUUUAAUAAAAACAAAAUGGCUUCC
Messenger RNA from Silurus meridionalis, 3527 nucleotides. It is a transcript of the gene znf574, whose product is annotated as zinc finger protein 574. The record is from RefSeq and is a predicted model, not a curated record. Gene Ontology annotation, cellular component: nucleus. Gene Ontology annotation, biological process: regulation of transcription by RNA polymerase II. Gene Ontology annotation, molecular function: RNA polymerase II cis-regulatory region sequence-specific DNA binding; DNA-binding transcription activator activity, RNA polymerase II-specific. Lineage: Eukaryota; Metazoa; Chordata; Actinopteri; Siluriformes; Siluridae.